Messenger RNA from Hordeum vulgare subsp. vulgare (domesticated barley), 887 nucleotides. RefSeq lists its product as uncharacterized. Bases 96 to 662 code for a protein of 188 amino acids. The transcript has 3 exons. The record is from RefSeq and is a predicted model, not a curated record. Lineage: Eukaryota; Viridiplantae; Streptophyta; Magnoliopsida; Poales; Poaceae.
CUGGGUGGGCUUCCAAGGACCCGAGGAGUACCCCAUGCAUCACGAGCCGAGCUGGCUGUGCUUCCAUUGAGAGGAGCACCCCAGAAGGUGUCAACAUGGAGGAACAUGGAUUCAGAUUUCGCUUCACUUUCCCUCGACCCAAAUAUGAGUACGGCACCCUGGAUUUCGGUGAGGACGACGAAGAUGAGUGUUUACCGAGGCAGAGGAAACCUCCGGAGGUGAGGAAUGCACUCCGUGAGAAGAGAGUCGCGUUUCGGCAAAAGGCCGCACGCCACCACGCCAAGGUAGCCCUGCGUAAAUACAACACAGCAAACAACACCAAGUUUGAGCUGGUGGAGGUACGAGUGAUCCGUCUGUUUUGGGAGUUUGGAGGGGGCUGCAUCCAUUACAACUUCACAGCUAAACCAGAGGAUCAUCAUCAUUUUGCUGAUGCUGCUGACGCUGACAGCACCAAGCUUUUCUUCUCCGAGGUUGACAACCCUUUCCAUGGCGAGAAUGAUGUGCUCCUGUGCUGCAUUGUUGGGGAAAAUGAUAAUGGGCAUUGCUACGGCUGCGAAGGCUUCAAGCCAACCGUUGUUCACCCUAACAGCCACGCAUAUGGCGGUGGUAAUACUACGUGCAUUGAUUUUGCUGGUUCAGACGGCAGCUCAGAGAGUGAUUAACUCACAAAAUCUUACAGUGGUCGAGCUUGAUCGGUGGUUGGAUUUGGCCUGCACGGCUAAUCUUCAAGUGUGUUCUGUCUUGGCUCUUCUUGCCAAGAAAAUUGCACUUCUGUUGGUUAAUGCCUUUCUUAAGCAGGAGUAUCUUUUAGUGGCUAUACAUAUAUAUUUGUAGUGAGUUGGUGCAUAAAGUUAAACGAGGACAUGGGAAGUGAAACCCGAGAUUUA